AUGAAUAAAAUCAAUAGAAUAAACCAAUUGAACAAACAAGAACUUGGUUUACCAAUUGAAUCAUCAUGGCACCAGGACUAUAAAGAUUCGAAUUAUAUAUUCAUUUCAAAUAUUCACGAAAGCUUAAAGCACAAAGAUGUGUUGAUCAUCUUUUCACAAUUUGGGUUACCAACUCAUUUGAAGUUGAUACAUCCAGAAACUCAAAAUGCUAAUAAAGAUGAGGCGAUGUCUGGAGCACAAAACGAAAACUUCAAAAAUAGGAAGAAAUUUGCAUUUUUGAAAUUCGAAAAGUGGGAAAGUUGCGUUAUGACGAUCGACAAUUUGAAUGGGACUGUUUUAAUGGGGUCGAAAGUUUUAGUAGACCACUGUUGGUUCAAUUUGAAGGGCGACGAGAAGGAGGAAGAUUUUUUAGUUGACUACAAUGAAUACUUACCCAAAUCCAUUGAAUCUUCGAAACAUUCCGUGAAGAAAACCACAAAAAUUAAACCAUCAGAAGAUGUACCCCAAUCGAAUGAAGGAAAUGAAGACAAUGAUAACGAAUUACGAGAUCCAAUGGAAAAUAUAACUCGAAAAAGAGUUAUAGGCGAAGUACAAAGACAGUCAGAGGAUGAAGAAGACGAUUUCAAAGAUCCAAUGCUGGAAUUCUUGAGCAAGAAAUCAAAACACAAGCAUAGACACAAGCAUAGACACAAGUCCAAAGACAAAGAAGAGAAAAAUCAUUAG
Messenger RNA from Yamadazyma jaroonii, 723 nucleotides. Lineage: Eukaryota; Fungi; Ascomycota; Pichiomycetes; Serinales; Debaryomycetaceae. The record is from the annotation of a GenBank genome assembly.